Enterobius vermicularis (human pinworm) is the source of this 1842-nucleotide messenger RNA. The record is from the annotation of a GenBank genome assembly. NCBI's taxonomy places the organism in Eukaryota, Metazoa, Nematoda, Chromadorea, Rhabditida, Oxyuridae.
ACAGCUACAAAUUUUGCAGGUAGCAGUUCGUCAUCAUUUAUAAAUCAUCUAGAAUGUGAGGCUUGUGAAGCUGCUGUCGAGGCUUUCAGAUAUAUUUACUCCAAAAACGCCACUCGAGAUUUGGUUAUCAAUGUAGCAUCUUACGUCUGUGAGCAUUUUGUUAAGGUUGAAUCACUGGUGUGCCGGGGGCUUGCCGCUCAGUACCGGGCGUUUUUGUUUCUGUACACAAUUAAUGAGUCCAAGCAAACUUCUGUUCAGGAGGAACUGUUAUAUAUUCUACAACAGUUGCUGUUUAAUCCUCCCGUCUUUUGUGGUGUGUUGGUGCGUAAUUGCGGUGAACGUUACAAUCCUUACGGUGACUGGAAUAUUACUCUUCCCAAAGUACCUGAAAAUCGAACGUUCCCUUUCUAUCCAGUGUCAAAACCAAAGCCUCUCAGAGUCCUUCAACUGACUGAUAUUCAUAUCGAUACCAAAUAUGAGACUGGCUCAGUGGCGAAUUGUAAACUCUAUAUCUGCUGCCAGCCAGAUUCUGUGCCAAAGAAUGCCAGUGCUAAAGUGGCAGCUGGUUAUUGGGGGACACAAGCUCCGUGUGAUAUGCCUUUGCGCACUAUUGAAAAGAUGCUGCAACAUAUCAGUGGGACCGAAAGGUUAGAUUAUAUGCUUAUUUCGGGAGACUAUGUCGCGCAUUCCGACUGGGAAUAUACAAAGGAAGAACAUUUAAGCAUUAUUCGUAAUUUUGAGAAAAUGCUUGAUUUGUACUUUCCGGAUACCCCGAAAUACUGGACUCUUGGCAAUCAUGAUUCGGUUCCCUUGAACAGUUUUGCUCCACAUUAUGUGCCUGAUAAAUAUCAACCAAAGUGGAUGUACAAGCAGUUAUGGGAUAUGCAGCAUCGGUGGAUAAAUGAUAGUCAAAAAGCUGUUGUUGAAUACCGUGGCUCAUUCAGAACCCAAAUUUUGGAUGGUUUGCGGCUGAUAUCGCUGAAUACUGGUUAUUGUGAAACAACUAAUUUCUGGAUAUAUGUCAACGAAAGUGAUCCAGAUGGUACGAUGACCUGGUUAGUGAAUGAACUUGCGUCUGCAGAGGCCGCUGGACAAUACGUGCACAUCUUGGCUCAUAUACCGCCCGGUAAUGAGGAAUGUCUAGAAGGUUGGGCAAAGAAUUACUAUAGGGUGGUUAACAGGUUUUCAAGAACUAUUGUGGGACAGUUUUUUGGCCACAUUCAUGUCGACAGUUUUUCAAUGUUUUACAAGGACAUGGAUGAUGACGGGUCUGAACCUACCAACUUUCUCUUUACUUCUCCAAGUGUCACUACUUAUUCCGGAAUGAACCCCGCGUACAGAAUUUAUGAAUUUGAAGCUGGAAAUCGAUAUGAUAUUCUUGAUUACUAUACGUAUUUCUUGAACUUGUCACGUGCUGAUGGCGAAAAAGAAAUCAAUUGGGAGUUCCUGUAUGGUGCAAAGGAAUCAUAUAAUCUUCCAGAAAUAACGGCGAAAGCAAUGAAUGAACUGGUUGAUAGAAUCACUGUGGAUAAAAGCACAUUUUCAAAAUUUGUAAGGAACAGUGUUCGGCGAGACGAUUAUAAAUGCGAUAGUAAAUGCCGUUACAAAACUAUCUGUACUCUGAAAAAAGCACACCACAACACAGAAUUAUGUUCACAUGUUGCCGGAUACGAUCAGUUCGCCAGAAUCAAAACAUUGUUUAGCCGGAAAAAAUUGUUAGAAACUGAGCAGUAUUUCCGCACAACAUCUGAUGCUUAUCAGAUGCUAUCGGAAAUGUCGCAAAAAUUUUCAAGGGAUGCAAAAUCUGCGCUCAAGAAAAAGUUCCUAAAUUUAAUAACUUGA